AUGGAUGGGUUGGAGCCAGAGGGGCGGGAGGAGGAGGUGGGAGAGGGUGGUGGAAGGGCGGCGACAGAGGCGGGAUCACAGCAUGUGCGUGAAGGGGGAGGGAGCGUGGGGGUUAAGGUGGGGGGGAGAAAGGCCGUGACCGUUAGGGAGCCGAGGCAGAGGAAGAAGGCCAACAAGUUGAGGGAGCGGGCGUAUCCUUGCACGUUCACUGGGGAGCCCUUGGGCGAGGGUGUGAUCGCUCCCGAGUUCCUGGACGAGGACGGAGGGUCUGAGAGUAGUAAGGGGACUGGCAAGGGUAAUAGGAAGCCGGGGUGGCAAUUUCGUGAGCUACUCAUCCUGCUAAACCGCAACUGCGCGCAGAAGAACUUCAUCCCCUCGCGCUGGACGGUUUCCCGCGAUACAGUGGUCUAUGCGGCUGCCGCUCUUCAGUCAGCCAUUGCGGAGAUGCUGGCGAAGGAGGGGGAGCUGGGGUGCAGGGUGUCCGUUCACCAUCAACAUGUGGAGGUCGCACAACAACAGGGCGUGGCUAGUGGUAACGGGUCACUGGAUCGACGAGAAUUACCAGCUGCGCACAAUGGUGUUUGA
Molecule: messenger RNA, 585 nt
Organism: Closterium sp. NIES-65
Lineage: Eukaryota; Viridiplantae; Streptophyta; Zygnematophyceae; Desmidiales; Closteriaceae
Source: the annotation of a GenBank genome assembly